UUGGAGCACCUGACUACCCGGUACUACCAGCGCUGAAACCUAGUGGAGCCUGCCCUACAAUCUGACCGUCGGUAAUGGCGAGCUGUACAAUAUGUCUGCCUGCGCUGAUGAUGUUAGUGUUGGACCUUAACACAGUGGAAAGCGUGUGGCCUUUACCACAGAAACUUGCCAUUUCAGAGGAACGGUAUCCAUUGAGCCCGACUCAUUUCAACUUCUAUUAUGGAGAAGAUCAAGCCUCCAUUAUGAAAGACUGCUCUCUAUUGGACUCUGCGUUUACCAGAUAUUUUCCUCUGAUCUUCCCAGAUCUGACUUCAGGUAAUGGUGUCCUCCCUUCAACUGAGGAAAAAGCGUUUUCUUUGGUGGUCACGAUGCACCAAAAAGAUUGCGAUGGCUACCCAAAUGAAGGCUCAUCGGAAAGAUACCAGCUGAAUGUAUCUGCUGGACAGGCAGUUCUGAACUCUGACACGGUGUGGGGUGCUCUCAGAGGUCUGGAAACCUUCAGCCAACUGGUUCAACAAGAAGAAGACGGCACUUACUUCAUAAACAAGACAGAGAUUGAGGACUUUCCAAGCUUCCAGUACAGAGGGAUUUUGUUGGACACUUCCCGCCACUUCUUGCCAUUGAAGGCCAUUUUAAACACCCUGGACGCCAUGGCCUAUAGUAAAUUUAAUGUGUUCCACUGGCACAUCGUGGAUGAUCCCUCAUUCCCCUACCAGAGUCGUACCUUUCCAGACCUAAGCAGUAAGGGUGCCUACCACCCCAUGAGUCACAUCUACACCCAGUCUGAUGUGCGGAGGGUGCUUACCCACGCCAGGCUCAGAGGGAUCCGUGUUAUCCCAGAGUUCGACUCACCCGGCCACACGCAGUCAUGGGGGAAAGGGCAGCCCAAUUUGUUGACCCCUUGUUACAAAGGUAGCUCCCCGUCGGGGACAUUUGGACCGAUUAACCCAGCGUCCGCCCUCAGCUACAUAUUCAUGAGCCAGUUCCUCAAGGAAGUGACUUCAGUGUUCCCUGAUCCAUAUUUCCACUUGGGGGGAGACGAGGUCAACUUUAGCUGCUGGCAGUCCAACCCUGAUGUCCGGGCAUUCAUGCAGAAGAUGGGAUUUGGGAAAGAUUACACCAAACUGGAAUCCUUCUAUAUGGAGAACAUAGUAAACAUCACUUCAAAUUUAAAUAAGACUUCUAUCGUGUGGCAAGAUGUUUUCGACUACCAUGAGCGGAUUCCCAAGGACACGAUUCUGCACAUUUGGAAAGGGCUCCCUGCUCAAUAUAAAGCAGAGACGAGCAGGAUGACGAAGGCGGGCCACCGGGUCCUGCUGGGAGCUCCGUGGUACAUCAACCACAUCGCCUAUGGCCAGGACUGGCGGAUCUCUUACAAUGUGCAGCCACUGAACUUCUCUGGUACGGAGGAGCAGAAGAAGCUGGUGAUCGGUGGCGAGGUCAGCAUGUGGGGGGAAUAUGUCGACGCCACCAACCUCUCUCCUCGCCUCUGGCCGAGAGCGUGUGCCGCAGCGGAGAGACUGUGGAGCGAUGAGAGCCAGACACGCAGUGCGGAGGCGGCCUUCCCCCGUCUGCAGGCGUUCCGCUGCAGCCUUCUCAGGCGUGGCGUCCGGGCGGAGCCUCUUAGCCCUGGCCACUGCAGCGACGAGUACCGGGGAAUCUGAGGAAGAAAACCAUUUUUUUUGUAAGGAAUAGUUCACAUUUUUGGAUACCUCAUGCACCCUAUCAAAAGGCCUGUAUGACGUGUCUGUUCAGGGAUUAUUAUGUUGCAAGUUUUUAGUUUGUUAUGGCCAGUUGUUUUGCAUUUAACUAUUUUAGUUUGGUUGCACAAAAUAUAGUGGACAUCCUACCAUUGAAAAAAAAGUUGGUUCUCAAAUUGCUGUUACAUUGUGGGAUGCAUGCAGUGGAGGGGUAAACCUUGGUUGAAUUGUUUCCAGACAUUAAGAUGAAUCUAUGCUAGAAAGGAUGGUAAGAAUGUGGAGCAGGCCUCUGUGGACUUUGAACACAUCUUUCUUCUGUUGAAUGUACUUGUUCAGUAACCACGACAUUGGCCCAGACAGAGCCGCCCUCACACAUCUCAUUGUGGGGAUUACAGCCAUGCUACUCCUACAGCAGAUGGCAAGUUGGGUUGAUCCCCUCGUAGUAGGGUAGUAGUGCUGACGCCUCAAUGCUGCUCUCAACCCCCCAACACACACACACCUGACUCCCCCACUCUGCUUAAUUGCCAGAAUAGCAUUAUAAGGAGAAAUACGGUGGCUCGUGGAAACAAAGGCAGCUUGAUUCUAUACCCGUCCUCCUGAGAUGAACUCACUUAAUCAAAACGCACCAGCCUCGUGAGGUUCUUAAUUACAAAUGACGCCAAAUUAUCCAUUAGAUCACAACACAUUGUUCUGGAAUUCUUUUGCUAUUAAGGGUGUGAAUUUAACUACUCUUCUUUUAUUUUUAGCUUUGAGCUUAUGAACACAUUCAUAUUUUUUAAUUUUUCUAAUCAUUAAAUGCACUAUAUGAAUUGGAUGAUAUUGUUUGAUUUGGCCAUCCUUGUUAUUAAUCCUUUUUGAAAUAAUAAAAUCUUUUAAUAAAC
Messenger RNA from Gadus morhua (Atlantic cod), 2581 nucleotides. RefSeq names its product hexosaminidase A (alpha polypeptide) (gene hexa). NCBI's taxonomy places the organism in Eukaryota, Metazoa, Chordata, Actinopteri, Gadiformes, Gadidae. Gene Ontology annotation, biological process: glycosaminoglycan metabolic process; ganglioside catabolic process; carbohydrate metabolic process. Gene Ontology annotation, cellular component: lysosome; membrane. The coding region runs from base 75 to 1664 and encodes 529 amino acids. Gene Ontology annotation, molecular function: beta-N-acetylhexosaminidase activity. The record is from RefSeq and is a predicted model, not a curated record. The transcript is spliced from 14 exons.